AUGGAUACAGUUGGAAUUUUGGUAUGCUACAAUGGAAGUUGGGUUAAGAAGGAUAUCAUUGAGAGUUAUGAAGGUGGGGAGGCUAAAGGCAUAAUAGUGUCACGGAACGUAACGUUUUCCGAACUUGUUGAACGCAUUUAUAAGAUCAUGGAUGCAGAGCCCACGAAAUAUAGUGUCACAUUGAAGUAUUCAGUUCCUGUAUUCGCAUCUGUCAGUAAGCAGAUAAGGGUUGAAGACAAUGAUGAUGUUCAAUAUUUUCUCAAGUACAACACAGAUGUUAUGGCCUCUAAAGUAACCCCUUUAGUAGCAAGCUUGAAAAACAUCGAAGGGCAUGGUAUUGAAGGGUGCAAUGGCAUUGUAAGCGUGGAGAGUAGCAAUGCUCCAGCUACCUUUGUUGUGGAACGAAGAAAUGUGGCAAUUUCGCACAAUGAAACUGAAAAUGGUGGGAAUGGUUUUAAUUGGAGUGAUUGGGUUGAAGAAGUUCAUUUUGAAAGCGGUGAAAACAUAGUUGCUGAUUUCAAUCAACCUAGCAAUGAAGAGGAACCAUACUCUGCACCAAUUGUGCAUCCUCAUGAGGACAGCGGUGCGGAACCCUCCACUGUGCAGUGUAGACAGGUGCAAUCUGAACCUCCCCGGCAAUCAAGUUCGAGUGAAAUGCAUACAAUUCGGGUUGAUUCGAAGCAUGGUGAGAGUGUGGAAUAUAUUGGUUAUGGGGGAGGACUUUCGUGCAUAAAUUGGGAAGCAAAUUUGAAGGUGCCUUGCCCUUGGAAACUUCGGGCAUAUAAAGUUGGAUUACAUGAGUUUAAGGUUGUUAAAUACGAUCCACUUCAUGAAUGUGAUCUGAGGUUUGUAAGUAGUCACCAUCCUCAAGCUACGGCCGAAUUGGUGUCUGACUGUGUUAAAUGGAGAUUUCAGGAUUCGCGCAGCAUUUAUACUGCAGCUGAUAUAAAGACAGAUGUGAAAAAAAAAAAAUUUGGUGUCAGCAUAAGCUACUCUACAGCUUGGAGAAGCCGAGAGUUAGCUUUCAAAACAAUGAGAGGGUCUGCAGAAGAGUCGUAUUCCCUUCUCCCUUCCUAUUGUUAUGAGUUGGAGCGUACAAAUCCGGGAACUUUGACAUACAUUGAGAUUGAUGCAGCCGACCACUUCUUAUAUUUUUUUAUGUCCAUUGGUGCAUGCAUACGAGGAUUUAAGUCGUCAAUGCGGCCCGUGAUUGCUGUUGAUGCUACCCAUUUGAAGUGCAAGGAUAAAGGUGUUUUGUUUGUUGCGACCGCAUUUGACGGAAAUCGCAACAUAUAUCCUGUUGCCUUUGGGAUUGGAGAUUUGGAGACGGAUGCAGCAUGGGAGUGGUUUUUGAGAAAAUUACAUUGUGCAAUUGGUGAUUGCUCGAAUCUUGUUGUCAUAUCUGAUCGCAAUGUUAGCAUACAACAUGGGUUGCGCAGAGUUUUUCCUGGGGCAAGCCAUGGUAUUUGCUUUUAUCACUUGAAGGGCAAUAUGAAAGCCUCAUUUCACUUGAAGCAACGGGAUCCGAUAUUGGGGUAUUUUAUAAGGGCAGCGAAGUCUUAUCGUCUAGCGGAGUUCAAUCGUCACUUCUCGAUGAUAAACAAUGAGCGAGUGCGAAAUUAUCUACUACGUGCAGGCGUUGAGAAGUGGUCACGGGCCCACUGUGAUGGACGACGCUAUAAUGUGAUGACAACGAAUAUUGUGGAGUCCAUUAAUUCAGUUCUUCGUUUUGCAAGGAUGCUUCCGGUCCUACACUUGAUCGAUGAAAUCACAAAUUUACUUCUCACUUGGUUUAGUCAACGUCGAGAUUUAGCAAUGAAAUGUCAUUCUACAUUGUUCCCUGAUUUGGGUGAACAGAAGUUAAGGAAGAGGUUAGACGCUGCGUCAAGGAUGAAUGUGGUCAAAAUCAAUGAUGUUGAGUAUAAUGUUCUGGAUGGUGAUUUGAACGGUCUGGUGCACUUGGCAAAACGUAGUUGUACGUGCAGGAAGUUUGACUUGGAGCAACUCCCGUGCAAGCAUGCUAUUGCGGUAUGUCGGCACUUGAAUUUGAACCCCUACUCCUUUGCCUCUUCUUAUUAUACACGAGCUACAUGGGCAGCUGCAUAUGCUGAAUCUAUUUAUCCUGUACCACCUAAAGGCACAUGGGUUAUUCCCGAACAUUUGAACAAUGUCAAAAUCCUUCCUCCUGUUUUUGUUCAGUUUGUACCUCACUUGUCAUCGACUGUGAAGUUCAUGAAUAGGUUCGGUGAUGCUGCAGGGAUGGAAGUCCGUCAAUUAAACGGUCAUGUGAAGCAUAUGGAACAAG
Messenger RNA from Prunus dulcis (almond), 2305 nucleotides. RefSeq lists its product as uncharacterized. The record is from RefSeq and is a predicted model, not a curated record. The transcript has 3 exons. The annotation marks the transcript as partial. Gene Ontology annotation, molecular function: zinc ion binding. NCBI's taxonomy places the organism in Eukaryota, Viridiplantae, Streptophyta, Magnoliopsida, Rosales, Rosaceae.